AUGUUUCCACUCCAUUUUCAUUACGAAGAUGUAUCACGUCAAGAUCCGUUGCUCAAACCGAAUUACGCCAACGUUAUGGAAGUUCCUGGAUCGUGUGAAAUAAGAGUAGUAUCAAAGGCACCCUCUAAUUUCAUAAUCAAAAAUGGAAAAUUGGCUAUGGAGAUUCCGCGCGGUCAGAAAUUCAUACAGACACAAAGGGGUUCGACAGGAAAGUCGUUUCGAUCAAAUCCAUUCUUGGGGUCAAAUAAAGACAAAGGAUAUGUCAGUGACCUAGCACGACAAAGCACUCUCCGAGGGCAUGGAAUGUCUCAUUUUUCGGUCAGAAUCUCGACAGUAAUGUCUCUGUUAGAUUCUCCGGUCGAAAUACGAGAAAACUCCAUUCAAUUCUCGAUGGAAACGGAGUUUUGCGAAUUCUCCCCGGAACUGGAAGAUCAUUUCGAGAUCUUCGAACAUAUUCGAGGGUUCAAUGUGACUAUUGUCACUUCGGCCAACACACAAGAUGAGACUUUACCACCGUGGAGCGGCUUUUUGCAAAAAGAUGAGGGGGAAACUCAGUAA
Molecule: messenger RNA, 558 nt
Organism: Carica papaya (papaya)
Lineage: Eukaryota; Viridiplantae; Streptophyta; Magnoliopsida; Brassicales; Caricaceae
Source: the annotation of a RefSeq genome assembly